Trachemys scripta elegans is the source of this 2936-nucleotide messenger RNA. RefSeq names its product ribosomal L24 domain containing 1 (gene RSL24D1). The coding region runs from base 76 to 567 and encodes 163 amino acids. Gene Ontology annotation, biological process: ribosomal large subunit biogenesis. The transcript has 6 exons. Gene Ontology annotation, cellular component: nucleolus. NCBI's taxonomy places the organism in Eukaryota, Metazoa, Chordata, Testudines, Emydidae. The record is from RefSeq and is a predicted model, not a curated record.
GUGUGUUCGGUCACUUCCUGCGCAGCACGGCGUGGCCAGGCGGCUGGGUGCCGGGAGGGUUCAGUCGGCAGCAAGAUGCGCAUCGAGAAAUGUUACUUCUGCUCCGGGCCCAUCUACCCGGGACACGGGCUCAUGUUCGUGCGGAACGACUGCAAGGUCUUUAGAUUCUGCAGAUCAAAAUGCCACAAAAACUUUAAAAAGAAACGAAAUCCCAGAAAGGUCAGAUGGACCAAAGCCUUCCGGAAAGCAGCUGGUAAAGAACUAACAGUGGAUAAUUCAUUUGAGUUCGAAAAACGUAGAAACGAGCCACUGAAAUACCAGAGAGAGCUGUGGAGCAAAACUGUUGAAGCAAUGAAGAGAGUGGAAGAGAUCAAACAAAAACGCCAAGCUAAAUUUAUCAUGAACAGAUUAAAGAAGAGCAAAGAGCUGCAGAAGGCACAAGACAUCAAAGAAGUCAAGCAAAACAUACAUCUUGUUCGGGCUCCACAUGCAGGCAAAGCAAAACGGCUGGAGGAGAAAAUGGUACAGAAAUUGCAAGAGGCUGUAGCUAUGGAAGAAGAGUCCUAAAAACCUUGUCCUUUUUUUCCUUCUAUUUUUACUUCCUCAACUUACUUACUGUUUUUUGACUCUCCUCUUCAGAGUUCUGACUCGUGCAUUAUUGAUUCAUUUGACAUUUGUUCAUUGAAAUGAAAGGUGAUUAAACAUACCCUAGAUGCAUAUCUUUCUUUUUUGUGUUCUGCUGUGUGUGAAGCACCAGACGUGUUUAAUUAUAUCUUUUAAGGGAAGGUACUCUCAAUUCUUUAUUGGGAGAAAAAUAUACUUUACUGAGCAAAAGUUAUUUUGCAAGUCACCCAGUACUGUUUGUAAUUAUAAAAAUGAGGUAAUUGGCAUGAAAUGGCUGUCCUACAGAUAAUGCUUUUGGACAAACCUUAUCAGUGAUGCAUAACAUAAAGCCUUUCAUUUGAGAUAAUAUAUACCUCUUUAUUGUCCAGGGACAGACAGUGUAAUUACCUUUUUAUCUAGCUAAUAAUUCAAGGUAUAAUUGGCUUCAGUGGCAGUUUUCCUCAGUAGACUUGGGUCCAAGUCUUUUCUAAUUUGGUAUGCCGUACCCCUCCAGUGGUGGGUAAAUUGCACCUUUGCACCUACAAGGGAUGGCAGAAUCACAUUUUGUCUGUAUUUACUGCAGUGGAGUGUUAGCUUUUUACUAUAUCCCACUAGGGGGAAAUAGACUGCUUAAAAUGUAACAAUGGAAAAUGUUUUUGUGUGUUUUUUUUUCCUUCCAUAUUUAAAAGAACUCUUCUUGAUUUAGCAUAGUCUAUUAGAACAACUAACACCGAUGCAAGUUUUACUGUUGUUUGGAGAAGGCUGCCAAUAGAAGGGUGGCUUCCAGUUUGGAGAUUGGAACCAUCACCUGUAUAACCACUGGAACUCGAAUCUGUGCCACAAAACCAGGCUAGUUCAAACAUGCAAUAAAUCUAACUUUUUACCAUGUAUAAUGUAACUUAAUGCUUUUGUAAUUAUGUUGACAGAAAAGUUGCUUUAAAGUAUAGGUAUGUUGGAUAUUCAUAGUAGUAUUUUCUUCAUCCAAAGUGUUAUCAGUUUUGCACUCAGAUAAAUAACUUUCAAUGGACAACUGUUUACCUACACCAUGAUUAGGGAAGCCUUUCAAAAACACUUUAAGUAUUAUUUACUUCCUUGUCACUGCUAAUUACACUGAAAAAUCAUAAUUUGCAGUUUCAUUCCUGAUAUGAAUAGGAGGUAAAUUCAAUUGGAAAACUACCUUAUUUCAAAAAUGUAUAUACCUGUAUGCUGUUUUAAAUAAAAAUAGAAUUACAAUUUGUAUGUUCAAAAAGAGACUGUGGGGGAAUACUGAUGUGCCUGGAUUCAAAAAUGUAGAUCCAUUUGAAUUAAGUGUCAAUUUAGAGUAUUCUAAAUGCUAACACACUGCUGUUAAAACAUAUUUAAAAUUAUAUAAAUAACAAUUACAGGCGUUUAGGACAUGAAGGUAAAGUUUAAUUGUAAGAUCUGUUAAGUGUGAUACAUAGUGGCCACAUAAACCUGAUGAUCAGUGUUUGGUUGACUGAUAUGAAUUGUAUUUGCUGGGUAAGUGCUGAUUUUUAAUACGGUCUCAAAAUCAUUUGCCAGAUUAGCCAGGAAAUGUAUGCUGAUAGGGUGAAAUCAGAUGCUAAAAUACAUUCCUGAAUGAAGAUGAGUGCUCAGACUCCACCAAGGCAGAGAAUAUUUUCUCUUUGAAAGGUACAAAUGUAUCCAUUUUUGAGCAUUGUGCACAUGCAAGUUAAGUAUCCCUUUAUAUGUGUUUAGAUCUUUAAAAUGCUGCAUUUCUGAUAUCUUUGCCCUAUAUUAAAUAAGAAAUUAAGCAGCUUGUGUAUGUUUGGGGCAACAAAACAGUGAACAUAAUCAAAUACGUUAAUAAAAUUGUAAGCUGUAAUUUAAUGCCUGAUCUAAAGUAUAUACUAAUAAAGGGAUUCCAGUUGCACAAAAAUACACUGAUCCUGGACUCACCUUUUUGGGAAUUCUUACAGAAACCUGCAGGAAAAGACUGAGAAAACUGGGUGCUAUUGUUUUGAGAAAGAAAGUUCUGCUUUAUGAGGUUUUUAUUCACUCUGGUUUUACCAAAAAGGUUGUAAAUAAGACUAGGCCUUGCUAAAGCUAUUGUCAUUUUUCUCUUAGAAAAUUUGCUUUUGUGACUGAAUCAGGAGAAAGGUAAUUUUGUUUUAAUACUGGGCUGAAGAUGAUGGAAUUGCUUCCCAAGAUGACAGGUACUGCAAGGACUUUGGCUGCAGGCAAGAGCCUCAAGGGCUCUGGUAAGUCCUAGUUAUAAACAAGAAAAGGAUUUAAACCCUAUCUUGUCUGGUACAGCAACACUUAAAGCAGAAAUUCAUUUUAUUAGUUGGAUUACAGAUCUGUGACUAUUU